UUUCUAAAUUUUCCAUUGCUGCUUGUAAAAUAUGUUUUAUUAUGUUCGAUGAUGCUUACAGAAUCAUAUCUGGUACCAGAAGGCACAACGGUGCAUUUCUUUAUUUACAAUCUUCAUCAUAAUCCUAAUAUUUGGCCAAAUCCGGAGGUAUUUGAUCCAGAUAGAUUCUUACCAGAGAAUAUAAGGAAUCGUCAUCCUUAUUCCUAUUUACCCUUCAGCGCAGGACCACGAAAUUGCAUAGGUCAACGAUUCGCCAUGUUGGAGAUGAAGGUCCUAAUAGCUCCUCUUGUGCACAACUUCCACUUAGAGCCUGUUGAUUAUUUAAAACAUGUCUCGAUGAAAACGGAUUUUAUACUAGGUGCUGCACGUCCGAUUCGCAUGAAAGUCAUUCCAAUCAAACGCGCGUAG
Molecule: messenger RNA, 408 nt
Organism: Dinoponera quadriceps
Lineage: Eukaryota; Metazoa; Arthropoda; Insecta; Hymenoptera; Formicidae
Product: cytochrome P450 4C1-like
Exons: 2
Coding region: 49-408 (119 amino acids)
Molecular function (GO): heme binding; monooxygenase activity; iron ion binding
Source: RefSeq, a predicted model, not a curated record